Ectocarpus sp. CCAP 1310/34 is the source of this 970-nucleotide messenger RNA. Lineage: Eukaryota; Phaeophyceae; Ectocarpales; Ectocarpaceae. The record is from the annotation of a GenBank genome assembly.
AUGUCUGUCUCUAGGCAUGUGUGGCUCGACACAUACCACGCAGUUUCCUCAAUCAAGUCUCCUUCUGUCAUCGGUCUCUGCGACACGCGCAAUGCAACGAGCAGCAAGCACAACAUGCAGCACGUUGGCGGCAAGUUCAAAAACGUGUACACUCCUGAAGAAUUUACGCAUAACUCAGACUGAGGGUCUAUCACAACACGCACGCACGCGGUACGCCUUGCUCGUGUACGGAGCGACAACAACUAUGUAGUCUCAAUAAUGUUCAGCCAAUUCUCAGCGUACGAUGUUUCCUGCCUCAAUUCACGUUCAAGCAACUCAGUCAAGCACAGCGUGGGGCCGUGUAAAGCUCAUUCGUGAAACAAGUAUCAGGACAUCCUGCAAGGAACAAAUUGUGCUUGUGUACAAGGAAUGUCGACACACAACUGGCAAACCUGUAGCCGGGGUGUGUGAGGCCUCGGACGGACACCCAGGAUUUCUGUCAAAACAAGAACAGACCUGUUGCUAUACUUAUGCGGUCGCCUACCCAAACGCCGACGAGGGAUAUCCACCUGCGUGUCCACCUCUCUCUCUCUCUCUCUCUCUCUCUCUCUCUCUCUCUCUCUCUCUCCCUCUCCUUCCCCCUCUCCCUCUCCCUCUCCUUCUCCCCCUCUCUCUUUCUCUCUACCAUACGUGUGCCCUCUGUGCCAAUGUGCUAACUCCGAGCAACACCCGAAACGGCAAUACACUAAGAACAGCUCCCUCGCCGGGCCCCCCAGAACCCCUCGCAUUGAAGGAGGCCAACAUCUCCUGUGUGGACUGCCUUCCUCCUGUGUUUGUGUGAUCCAGGCUGGUGCGUCCAGGAAUUUGUACCUAGAAAGGUGUAAAAGACCCACGUUCAGAGUAAUGGGAUGGCAAACAAACAACAACAAAUGUUGGUUUUCAUUCACAUUAUGCAACAGCGGUCGCCGCGAUUGCUUCUGGCGCGACGUCC